AUGGAACCCGCCGUGGUGCAGCUUGCCCGUCCAUUGACAAGCUUGGCUAGAAAUGGUGGCACUCAACAUGCAUCAAUUCACAACGAUCGCGUCGCUUUAACAUAUAUGCAACACUGGAGCUCGUUUCUGCAAGAAACUCGGACAUUCUUCCUGUCGGUCCACAUAACCCAUCAAGUCCCCAUAAAAGAUGAAUCUGAGAUCUAUGUCGUGGGGAGUGAACUUGGUCUUUCCGGAAGAUUCGUCCGAAACCUCUGCGAUCCUGUAAUGCAAGCAUUGAUGCCGCUAGACCAAAUGUCCUCCGUCCGCUUUGCCGAUAUUCAAGCCCUUACGCCGUCCGGUAGAACUGUCCCAGAUGUCACUUUCGGUCUCGUCAACCCAAGUUUCCCUCGUUCUACUACAGGCCUUUACAUGGUUGGCGAGUUUGAAACACCAUGGACAGUGGAUGUCGAUGAAAUGAGAAUCAAUUGUCCAAAUCCGGCACCUCGCUUAGAAACUCUGAUUGGGCAAGUUGUAGGCCAAAUGCGAAUGGCACGCGUCCGAUACGCCUUUUUAACAACAUAUGACUUCACUGUGUUCGUUAAAAGAGCGAACGACUUCUCUUUUCUUCUCUCAGAGCCUUUUGGGUAUGAUUCACAAAGUCCCCCGCUCCGAGAAAUGUUUGUUGGAUUUUGUCUAAUGGCUAUGGCGGAUCCAAAAUACUCUGAAAGUCACCCCGAUAUUGAGACAAGGACAGUUGACCUAAAGCAAAAGUUGAGAGGUGCUCCCGCCCCGCGCGUAUCGCAUAGGGUAAACAACCAUCAUCCCCGAGAACUACCUCCCUUAUCCACCCCUCGGCCUAUUACAUCAACCAGUGUGGUUGUCGAAUGUGGUGCCGAUAUGCCCGUGGUUGCCGAUUGUGUCCAGCAAGUUUCACUUUCCGAUAGUCCGGACAAAGCUGUGUGGUUGGCAGAUAUCAGGGGUACUCGAAGAGUACUAAAAUGCUGGUCAUUUGAGGUAGAUUCACUGUUUGAGACUGAAGCUGCCGUCUAUGAUCGCCUUGAGACAACCCGCCCGGCUGGGCACCACCUUUUCCCCAAAUGUAUUGCAAGAGGGCAAAUCAUAUGCUCAAGUCUGUUUCCAGAAGGUUACGCAAUCAUUUUAGAAUACCGAGACGGCGAACGACUUUGCGAUAUCUGGCACACCCUAAAUGCAAAUGAACAAACCCAUGUCCAGAAUGAAUGUUCAAGGGCCCUACAUGCACUCCGAGCAAUAUCCAUUCGUCUUGACGACCCCGGAAUGCAUAAUAUCUUAUAUGCAAGAGAAAGUAGGGCUGUUACUCUUCUCGAUUUUGAGGUUGCUGUGCAUCUUGAGCCUAACACGUUUAUUUCCACGACUUACGAGAUGAAGAAAAUCUUCAGGUCAAGCUCAAUACUCACUGAAGAAACAGAAGAAGGAGGUUAG
Penicillium vulpinum is the source of this 1440-nucleotide messenger RNA. RefSeq lists its product as uncharacterized. The transcript has 4 exons. Lineage: Eukaryota; Fungi; Ascomycota; Eurotiomycetes; Eurotiales; Aspergillaceae. The record is from RefSeq and is a predicted model, not a curated record. Bases 1 to 1440 code for a protein of 479 amino acids.